AUGUUUUCCGCGAACCUGGGCGUGCUCCCGCCGCAGGGUAAUUACAACACAUCGUGGGAGAACAGCGAGUCCAACCGACAAACAGCGUCCUCGGCACCAGCCGACUAUUUCUCGUCGGAUCUGGAUUUCGAUACCGCGUAUGUACUGAUGACGAACGAGCUGGAUUCCACGCCCGGCUCGGUGCCAAACUCGGUACCUGGGUCCAGUAGAAACGCUGCAAUGUCCCAUAGUUUGUCUCCCGGUACAAACUCGACCCAAACUUCCACGAACGCACCGCAAACCCCACCGUUAUCGAAUUUCAUGUCUACGGGACUAUCGCCUUUCUACAGAUCGCCCAAAAUCGUCCACGAACAGCUGUCUCGACCCCUGACACCAGAUAACACCCGGCCACCAUACGAUAAAACCUCCCUUUUGAACCGCAGCUCGUCAUCCCUCAACUUUGCAGAGCUAUCGCCUGUUCAGGCCAACUCUCCGGUCUCACCAAAUACCAGAAAUCUCUUGGCAACAUUUAAUAAUCUAAACUACUCGGCAAACGUCAUUGGGUUGUCACGCCAGCAGUCUUCAGAACUUCUUUCUGUUUCAGAAACAUCUGCUUUGGAAAACUUCCUUGAUUCCAUCGCCAACGAUCAAAGCUUGUCAAAUCUGUCCAAACAUUGGCAUUCGAUCGACCCGUUGGCAAACUCCAUCAGAGAAAACGCAAAAGAACCACAACCAGCCACCAAGCCUUUCAUUAAAAAGGAGGAAGACUCAAUACCGACUCAUGUGUUUUCUGCUGCACCAUCUGUGGAAGAGAAAUUAGCCAGAGCUUCGUUCCAGGAGCGACAAAGAAGUGUAUCGCUAUCGAAAAAACAGCUGACCGAAGAGGAAAAGAAACUCAACCAUACCUCGUCGGAGAAAAAACGGCGUGCUGUCAUCAAAAGAUCGUUCGAUGAGCUUUGCGAGCUGAUCAGUUCCUCUCCUACCCAUCUUAACCAGCUACAGAGCAAAAAUAGCAAAAGCAAGCGCAAGAAGAUGUCCAAAUACAACGUCAUGGUGGAAUCUAUAGAGGAGAUCAAACGCUUAGAAGAAGUGAACCAGCGACUGAAGGAACUAGUCCGGUAG
Ogataea philodendri is the source of this 1101-nucleotide messenger RNA. RefSeq lists its product as uncharacterized. Gene Ontology annotation, molecular function: protein dimerization activity. Bases 1 to 1101 code for a protein of 366 amino acids. Lineage: Eukaryota; Fungi; Ascomycota; Pichiomycetes; Pichiales; Pichiaceae. The record is from RefSeq and is a predicted model, not a curated record. The transcript has a single exon.